UAUUCACUUUGUUUGUGUAUACAAUUUUUGUCGCAGUGCUUCCAUGGCAACUAACCCACAAACCCCGGGAAGAUAGCAGCACUGGAGGAAAACACUAACAAUCAGUGCAUGGAUAAGUGAGAUUAGGACUUAAAACAGUGAAAGAAUUGUGUUUCUUUAGAUCUACGUAUAUUAAUGGAUGGCCCACAUAUCUUGACUUCCCAUCAAAUUAAAAACAGCCAUAGUAAAAGGAUGGGAUUAUUGUUCACAAGAUGGACACACACCUCCAGCCCUCACCCUGUUUAACACACUAAAACCCCACCCUAGUUUAUAGUACCAGUCUCUGCCAUCCCCUACUGUUUGUCCAGCAAGUUAAUAGUUAACCAAAUCCAUAAACUGAGUGUAUCCACCUCAUCACCAUUCUUAUACUGUCACCUGAGCACUGGGCGCUGCAUCAGUCAUAAUGGCCUCUUUCUUCGCUCCAUUUAUAACAGAACAUGAAUUGAAUGAGCAGGAAAUAAAGGAUUAAUCUGAACGUAGACAGCACAAGUAAUUUCGAGGAAUGAUUUGUUCUGGUGGCAAUUUUUAGCAGAUGAACCCUCAUUCCACUGGAAUUUCAUCCUCAUGAUGUAAAGGCCUUUCUCAGUGUGGGUGAAAGCCUUUAGAGCCGUGCGUGAAUGAUCGCUACUGUUUUCCAAGAGGACUGCUACUGAAGAUUAUUUUCCAAGACUCAUCUGCUUUUUCCUGCCUCUGAUUUCCAGCGUACAAAUUGUGGGCUACAUGUUUGCUUCACCCAGCAGGAGUCAAUGAAAUGCAAGCUGUAGUUACACUAGUGUUUUUUCUUUUGUUUGUUUUGUUUUUUGUUUUUUGAGGUUUUUUUUUUUAUUGCUGUUGGGACCUCCCCCGCUCAUGCCCACCUUCUUGGCUCUUGAAAUAUUUUUAGUUAAGAAUAGUGGGAGGUCAUGAACAACAAUUGUCUGUUAAGCACUGCUAAAAAAAGGAGCUGCAAGCUCUGCAUCUUUCUUGCCUGCUAAGAAGAGUAACAGAGGUGAUCGAGUAUCAGGAGCACAUGAAUGACCUCAAUACUAAGACAGGGAGAAAGACGCCAUCAUGCUUUCAAUACCCUUAAAUCAACAUGUUAGAUUCCAGAAGCUUUUUAAUGCAUUAGAAAAAUGAUCAAAUGACACAGACAAGCAGAGGAAUAUUUACAGUGAGUCUGUCCAGCUUCUUCAUCCUGAGAUGUGAGCACUGGCCUUUGACCCAGUGCAGACCCUGUCAAGACUGAUGGUGUUUUGCAGGCAAAGGUAACUGGAGGUUAUGCUCACAUCUGUUCUCUGUAACUCAAUCACUCGGUCAGACAGUAAGACAACACAAACUCAACAAAUACUUCAACGGACUCAAAACAUUCAUUUCUCUCUUUUUAUUCUGCCUUGUUUCCUUUCUUCUUCGCUACGUCUUUGUUUGUAUUAGUCCUCCUUUCCACAAAGUAAACUUGCUUCAUUCUUUGCAGCUCGUAAACAGGGUAAUUACAAGGCACUCAGACCUGGACAGCACCACACACACACAGACUCAGCUCACACUUACUAGGAGGAGUAAGCAGAAAAAAAGGAAAAAGCUACUGGCAUGAUAAUAAAGGACUUGUUGGCCGGGGUUACUAGAGGGCAACGGCCGUAACUCCUCUCCCUGUGUGUGUGAAAGGAAGACAGAGAGAGAGAGAGAGAGGCAGAGAACGACAGAGCGAGACAAGGAUCAUGUGGCUGGAGUGUGCCGUGUCCACAGCUCAAAGCUGAAAGGGAGCAGCACCCAAAACAGGGGGCGGAUACUGCAGCGUCCAAACCACUGGACUCACCAGCUCUGUCUACUCUUAUUUUCCAAACCUACUGUAACUGACAAGUCCACCAACUUCAGAGGAGUCCACUGGGCCAGGUUUUGGAAAAUUUGCUUCCACCCAGGCGCCAAAAAGGAUCUGGCGCAAUGAAUAUGGAGUUGGAUGAGGACUGUACGAUGUCAGACUGGGAGGCCGUGUUGGAGCUGGAUGAGGCGUUGGCAGGGUGGUUUCUGAGGGGUCCAGCUAGAGGGGAGUGGGGUUGGGAGUGGGGCUGGGCUGCCUCGGACCUUCAGGACCCCGAGUGGGACACUGAGGACAUCCCUGCUGUGCUGAGCCCGACAUACAAGCAGCGCAAUGAGGACUUUAGGAAACUCUUCAAGCAGCUCCCUGACACAGAGAGACUCAUUGUGGACUACUCCUGUGCUCUUCAACGGGACAUCCUCCUGCAGGGACGACUCUACCUCUCUGAGAACUGGAUUUGUUUCUAUAGCAACAUCUUCCGCUGGGAAACACUGCUUACGGUGCGGCUAAAGGACAUCUGCUCAAUGACAAAAGAGAAGACCGCCCGCCUCAUUCCCAAUGCCAUCCAGGUCUGCACAGACACUGAGAAGCACUUUUUCACCUCGUUUGGAGCCAGGGACAGGACGUACAUGAUGAUGUUCAGACUGUGGCAGAAUGCGCUGCUGGACAAGCCCCUGUGCCCCAAAGAACUGUGGCACUUUGUUCAUCAGUGCUAUGGCAACGAGCUCGGCCUAACCAGUGAUGAUGAGGACUAUGUUCCCCCUGAUGAUGACUUCAACACCAUGGGGUUCAGCGAAGAGAUUCCCAACGAAGAGAACGAGAUCAACAACGACAACUUGUCCAAGAGCAGCACUGAGGCCAAGCCUGAAGGGAGCCCUCCUCCGCUACAUAAGAAGGUCGUCCCUAACAGCACCAUCCCCAGCCCAGGCAACCAGGACACACCCAUCACAUUUGACCUCCCAACAGAGGAAUAUGCAGACUGUCUACCGGACGGCGAGCUGCUGGCUGUGCCCUUGGUGGUGGAAGAGAAGAACAAUGAUACCAGUGGGCCCGGUGGUCCUGUGCCCUCACCAUCGCUUGACUUCAACGACAAUGAGGACAUCCCCACUGAGCUCAGUGACUCCUCGGAAACACACGACGAAGGUGAAGUACAGGCUUUCCAUGAGGAUCUGAAUGGCAGGCAGUACAUCAACGAGGUCUACAAAUUCAGUGUGGACAAGCUCUAUGACAUCCUCUUCACUGAGUCGCAGUUCAUGAGUGACUUCAUGGAACAGAGGCGAUUUUCAGAUGUGGUCUACCACCCAUGGAAGAAGGAGGAGGCUGGGAACCAGACCAGAGAGAUCAUGUACACCAUCUCUCUGUCCAAUCCCCUGGCCCCGAAAACAGCCACAGUCACAGAGACACAGACGCUGUACAAAGCCAGUCAAGAGAGUGAGUGUUACAUCAUCGAUGCUGAGGUUAUCACACAUGACGUGCCCUACCACGAUUACUUCUACACCCUCAACCGCUACAUGCUCACCAGGGUGGCCAAGAACAAGUGCCGGUUACGGGUAUCGACAGAGCUGCGCUACAGAAAGCAGCCGUGGGGGUUGGUGAAAGGCUUCAUAGAGAAAAACUUCUGGAGUGGGCUAGAAGAAAACUUCCGUCAUCUUGAAUUGGAGCUGUCCAAGCUUGAGGAGAUCCUGACGGAGACCCACCAGCUGUCACCAAAGGCCAAGGUGGUGAAGAACUCUACAGUGAGGCGAAAGAAGAGGCCGCUCCCCCACAUGCGCAGCCAGCAUCUGGACGAGGCGCUCAGCCCCGUUACGACGCCGACGGACGAGGAAGUGAUUCAGAGGAUCAAACAAGUGGCGGGAUCCACACAGACCAGACACCAGAGUCCAGAACACCAUCACCUGCCCGGAGGCCUGGCUCUGUACAGUGUCUCCAAACUGCUGCUCAUCAUCAGCUUCGUGAUCUGUUUAAGCCUGGUCCUGCUGGUGUUCCUCAACAUGAUGCUCUUCUACAAGCUGUGGAUGCUGGAGUACUCUGCACAGUCCUUAACAACCUGGCAAGGUCUACGGCUUCAUGAAAGUAAACUGCCUCAGACACAGAUGGAGUGGGCCCAGCUCCUGGAGGCACAGCAGCGUUACCAUGACGCCGAGCUGCAGAAGUGGAGGGAAAUUAUCAAGUCGUCAGUGGUGCUGCUAGACCAGAUGAAAGACUCUUUAUUGAACCUCCAGCGAGGCAUUGGUUUAAGCGACUACAGCUCAGAGGCUGAGGAGAAGCGAAGUCGCUAUCACUGACACACCACCACAAGGCCAUGAGGGCGUGCUGUGCAAUAUAGGACCUGUUUUGUUUGUGAACCAGUAUGCAGGCAGCAGCAAGACAGAGAGAGAGAGAGACAGAGAGGACAGAGGGAGUAGCGGGACCAACAGUGAGCUGGUCCAACAGAGACAAAAAGAGGAACAGAGGGUAACCAGCACACAGAGGGCAAAAACCCACCUGGAGGAGGAAGUCAUGGACAGAAAGUGCCCCUAUCACACACAGGAACUGAGGUGUCCCCCAACAUCACUGAGGCAUUGCGGGAAGGUGCGAGAUGUGCGCCUUCUCCACACUUGUGGGAUAACCAUUUCCUUCUACUCUCUAUAUUUCCAAGUGCAUCCUACUGUAAGCCAUGUCGACCAGGAGAGUGGCAGAGAGAAAGAAGGAAAACUACUGCAUGCAUUUAGACAACCUAGCUCCCCUCAGUCAGUGUUACUGUGGUCCAGUUCCAGUCUAUGUGUGUCAAAAAAAACAAAAGAAGAACAGAAGAUGAGAGGUCGAGUCAAAGGAAAGGAGGGGUCCUUUCGAGUCUUAAUGGCUUUCUACACUCUCUCGACUGUUCCAAACCAAUCGUCCUCUAGAGGUCCUCGCUGCAGCGUCCCUUGCAAAAACCUCCAGGUAAUCAGAGUGCAGUAUCGUCCCUCAACCAAAAAGGAAAAGAAGUAUCAUAGCUGGAAGCUCCUUGCCUUGUUUGACCCUGACCUGUAUGGUCUCUGUCAGGGCUGGUUCCCUGUCAGACCAAUGUGUGGAAAUAGUUAAAAGUAGAAUCUAGAAGAUUGAGACCUGAGACCUGAACCAGUGUUUUUAACCUCAUACACAGCUCAUAAGGUCAGUUGCCCCUGCCACAAUGUUAACUACCUUACACUGCGUUGUUCUUCAUCCUUCUAAUGAAGUCGAAUGUAUUAGCCUGGACAAAAAGGCCAGACUUUGAUCACAACUUUAUUGUUCUUUGAAAAAGGGAUGCUGCAGCCUGACCCAUAGGGAGACCUGUGUUCUUACUUGUUUUAUUACUAAACUGUGACUAUAUCUCUUUAAAAUGUUUCAAAUUAGAAAGAAAUCUAUGAAUAUAUUUGAAAUAUAUAAGAAUAUUUCAUUAAUUUAAUAUAUAUAUUUCAAAAUAUAUAAACAUUACCUAUAUUUAUUGUUAAUUUAUGUACAUAAAGAAAUUAUCAGAGCUCUAGACCAGUUCAAGAAUUUCUAACAAAAAGUGUUUUCUUCUAAAAAAUGCAUGCCAGAUAUGUCUGUGACAUGUCCAGUGUGCAAGUAUGAUUCUGCAUUCGCGCGAUUAUAUUCGCGCAUGUGUGUGUGACUGUGCGUGUGUGUAUGUGAGAGUGCGUGCGUGCAUGCGUGUGUGUGCGCACAAGUGUGCUGUAAAGUGUGACAUUUUUACCAUACCACACUUGUAUGUUUCUUAAUUUUGUUUUUCUUUUCUGGAUCUUGUAGCCAGACUGCCUUUUUUUAAAUGCUAAUGCGUUUGGAUGCUGCCUUGCAUUAGCCCCACCAGGGUACAGUUUACAACUGAAGAGUUUUGUUCCAAAAUGAAGUAUCCAGCAUUUGAAAAAAAAAAAUUUACACAGGUCUAGAAAGUGAUUGAUUGCUAUCAAUUAAUGUCACGUUUUGA
Toxotes jaculatrix (banded archerfish) is the source of this 5753-nucleotide messenger RNA. RefSeq names its product protein Aster-B-like. Bases 1954 to 4113 code for a protein of 719 amino acids. Gene Ontology annotation, biological process: intracellular sterol transport. NCBI's taxonomy places the organism in Eukaryota, Metazoa, Chordata, Actinopteri, Toxotidae. Gene Ontology annotation, cellular component: endoplasmic reticulum membrane; plasma membrane; endoplasmic reticulum-plasma membrane contact site. The record is from RefSeq and is a predicted model, not a curated record. The transcript has 17 exons. Gene Ontology annotation, molecular function: sterol transfer activity; sterol binding.